Messenger RNA from Cordyceps fumosorosea ARSEF 2679, 1494 nucleotides. RefSeq names its product nucleoside transporter family. NCBI's taxonomy places the organism in Eukaryota, Fungi, Ascomycota, Sordariomycetes, Hypocreales, Cordycipitaceae. The transcript has 2 exons. Bases 1 to 1494 code for a protein of 497 amino acids. Gene Ontology annotation, biological process: nucleoside transmembrane transport. Gene Ontology annotation, cellular component: fungal-type vacuole membrane; plasma membrane. Gene Ontology annotation, molecular function: nucleobase transmembrane transporter activity; nicotinamide riboside transmembrane transporter activity. The record is from RefSeq and is a predicted model, not a curated record.
AUGAAAAACUCCGAAAGAGGAGUUCCGUCAUCUCAAUGCGGGUCGUCGUCACACACGGCAGAGUACGAGCCUUUGACGGGACCCGAGACGCCAACCGAGAUGCAACCUGGCGACAUCCUCAUCGACGACGACACCGCCAGUUCCCAAGAUGACUCAGAUGCGCCGCCAUUUUCCUGGGUCGACUAUGGCGUCUUUGGCUUCUUGGGCAUGGCCAUGCUCUGGGCGUGGAACAUGUUCCUCGCCGCCGCGCCGUACUUUGAGUCCCGCUUCCAGGGCAGUCCGUGGAUCGAAGCCAACUUCCAGCCCACCAUAAUGACCGUCUCGACGGCCACCAGCCUCGCCGUUGUCCUCACCCUCACCAAGCUGCAGCGCGCCGCCUCGUACCCGUUCCGCAUCGCCUGCGGCCUGAUCAUCAACGCCGCCACCUUCGCCCUCCUCACGACCUCGACGACCGUCGCCCUCGGCGCCUCCCCGCGCGCCUACUUUGCCUUUGUCCUCGCCAUGGUCGCCGCCACGUCCGUCGCCACCGGUUUAUUACAAAACGGCGCACUCGCCUUUGCUGCGGGAUUCGGUCGCCCCGAGUACAUGCAGGCGCUCGUCACGGGCCAGAGCGUCGCCGGCGUCCUCCCGGCGCUGUCCGAGCUCGUCAGCGUGCUGGUGUUCCCGGCCCGCCGGGAGCGUCGCGCCGCUGCUGCCCCCCCCGCACCGCGCGCUGAGGGCAAGACGUCGGCAUUUGUCUACUUUUUGGCAGCCGUCGCAAUCUCCGUCGUCGCCAUGGUGGCCAUGGUCCCGCUGGUGCGGCACCACAAGCGCAACACAGAGUACCGUGCGCUGAACCAAGCAGACGACGACGACGACAACGACAUCACCGCCGCUGCCUGCGACGAGGAUGGCGAGGCCCUUCGCAAGGCCGUUCCCAUGAGCGUGCUCUUCGCAAAGCUCCAGUGGCUGGCCUCAGGCAUCGCCCUCGUCUUCAUCACCACCAUGUUCUUCCCCGUCUUCACGGCCAAGAUUCGCUCCGUCAACGAGCCCAGCUCCGAUACCGCAGCCCCUAGCGGUGGCAGCGCCAUCUUCGGCCCGGACGCAUUCAUCCCGCUCGCCUUCUUCUUCUGGAACCUCGGCGACUUUGGCGGCCGCCUGUCCACCGCGCUCUCCGCCGGCCGCGGCCUCGGCGCCAACGCCGGCCACGGCCACGGCGGCCGCCCCCGGCUGCUCUUUAAACUCGCGGCGCUCCGCGUCGUCCAGCUCCCGCUGUACCUGCUCUGCAACAUCGGCGGCCGCGGCGCCGCCGUGCCCAGCGACGUCUUUUACCUGCUGCUUGUACAGGCCCCGUUUGGCUUUACGAACGGCUGGCUGUGCUCGCGGCUGAUGACGUCGGCGGGCAGCUGGGUCGAGGAGAGCGAGCGCGCGGCGGCCGGCGGCUUCAUGGGCCUGUGUCUGAUGGUUGGUCUCGCGGUGGGUAGCGUUCUGAGCUUUUCAAUUACGGGCAUCUAA